This is a messenger RNA of Phyllostomus hastatus (greater spear-nosed bat), 2712 nucleotides long. RefSeq names its product lactoperoxidase-like. NCBI's taxonomy places the organism in Eukaryota, Metazoa, Chordata, Mammalia, Chiroptera, Phyllostomidae. Gene Ontology annotation, biological process: response to oxidative stress. Gene Ontology annotation, molecular function: thiocyanate peroxidase activity; heme binding. The coding region runs from base 114 to 2249 and encodes 711 amino acids. The transcript has 14 exons. The record is from RefSeq and is a predicted model, not a curated record.
GGAGAUCAAUUGCCCUGUCUGCUGCAGGAGACCAAAGCAUUUGGCAAUUGGGCAGGUGCUUUUCAAGCUGCUACCCUGGUGCUGGAGCUCAGAGUGAGUGAGUCUGAAUAGCAAUGUGGGUCCUCCUCCGUGUCCCAGGGCUCCUAGCUUCCCUGACCUUGCUCCACGCUGCAGUGUCUGUCACAUGUGCACAGUCCACCAGCACUGCUGCCAUCUCUGAUACUGUGAGUGAGGUCAAGGCCCAAGUCAGCAAGGCCUUUCUGGAAUCUCGGACCAGGCUGACGACUGCCAUGAGCUCUGAGGCACCCAACAUGCGACAGCUCUCAGAGUACCUCAAGCAUGCCAGGGGCUGGACGCGCACGGCCAUCCGCAACGGGCAGGUGUGGGAAGACUCCUUAAAGAGACUGAGGCAGAAAACGACUUUGACCAAUGUUACAGACCCGAACCUGGACUUGACUGCACUCUCUCGGGAGGUGGGCUGUGGUGCCCCGGUGCCUGUGGUGAGAUGCGACAACAGCUCUUACCGCACCAUUACAGGAGACUGUAAUAACAGGAGGAACCCUGAGCUGGGCGCCGCCAACAGGGCGCUGGCGCGCUGGCUGCCCGCCGAGUACGAGGACGGGCUCUCCCUGCCCUUCGGGUGGACGCCGGGAAAGACGCGGAACGGCUUCCCGAUCCCGCUGGCCCGUGAGGUAUCCAACCAGAUUGCAAGCUAUCUGAGUGAGGAGGGUGUUCUGGACCCAAACACAUCCCUGCUGUUCAUGCAGUGGGGUCAAAUUGUGGACCACGACAUGGAUUUUGCCCCUGACACUGAGCUGGGGAGCAGCGAGCACUCCAAAGAGCAAUGUGACAAGUACUGUAUCCAAGGAGGCAACUGCUUCCCCAUCAUGUUCCCAAGCAAGGACUCUAAGGUGAAGACUCAAGGGAAGUGCAUGACUUUCUUCCGAGCCGGGUUCGUCUGCCCCACUCCACCCUACCAGACCCUGACCCGAGAGCAGAUCAACGCUCUGACCUCCUUCCUGGACGCCAGCUUUGUGUAUGGCCCCGAGCCCAGCCUGGCCAGCCGCCUCCGCAACCUUAGCAGUCCCCUGGGCCUCCUGGCUGUCAACCAGGAGGUCUGGGACCAUGGGCUGGCCUACUUGCCCUUUGACAACAAGAAGCCAAACCCCUGUGAGUUCAUCAACACCACCGCCCACGUGCCCUGCUUCUUGGCAGGAGAUGGCCGAGCCUCAGAGCAGACCCUGCUGGCUGCUUCCCACACCCUCUUUCUCCGAGAGCACAACCGGUUGGCCAGGGAAUUGAAGAGACUCAACCCUCAGUGGGAUGGAGAAAAGCUCUACCAGGAAGCCCGGAAAAUCCUGGGAGCCUUCAUGCAGAUUAUCACCUUUAGGGACUACCUACCCAUUGUGCUAGGUGUGGAGAUGCAGAAGUGGAUCCCUCCAUACCAAGGCUACAACAACUCUGUGGAUCCCCGAAUUUCCAAUGUCUUCACCUUUGCCUUCCGCUUUGGCCACUUGGAGGUCCCCGCCACUGUGUCUCGCCUGGAUGAGAACUAUCAGCCAUGGGGUCCAGAACCGGACCUCCCCCUGCACACCCUCUUCUUCAACACCUGGAGGAUAGUCAAAGAUGGUGGAAUUGACCCUCUGGUGCGGGGCCUGCUAGUCAAUAACUCCAAGUUGAUGAAGCAGAACAAAAUGAUGACAGGAGAGCUGCGCAACAAGCUUUUCCAGCCCACUCAGACGAUCCAUGGCUUUGACCUGGCUGCCAUUAACAUACAGCGCUGCCGGGACCACGGGAUGCCUGGGUAUAACUCCUGGAGAGGCUUCUGCAACCUCUCACAGCCCCAGACCCUGGCGGAGCUGGGCGCUGUGCUGAAGAACAAGAUUCUGGCUAAGAAGUUUCUGGAUCUCUAUGGAAGCCCUAGCAACAUUGACAUCUGGAUUGGGGCUGUCGCUGAGCCGCUGGUAGAAAGGGGCCGGGUGGGGUCUCUCUUGGCCUGCCUCAUGGGGAAGCAGUUCCAGCAAGUUCGAGAUGGAGACAGGUUCUGGUGGGAGAACCCUGGGGUCUUCACUGAGAAGCAGCAGGACUCUCUACGGAAAAUGUCCUUCUCACGCCUUGUCUGUGACAACACCCACAUCACCAAGGUCCCCCUGAACCCAUUCAAAACCAACAGCUACCCCCAAGACUUCGUGGACUGCUCAGCCAUUGAGAAGCUGGACCUCUCCCCCUGGGCCUCAGUGGGGAAUUAGGGGCCUCCCACACCGUGCAGGAAAGCUCCCUUUGGUUCACCAUGCCAUUUCAAGCCAGUUCGGUGGUCAGCCCCUGAGUCAUCCACACCCUGUCCCAGCCCUUCUUUCUCACCAGGUCUUGCUCACUUGCCAGAUGCAUACCUCCCACAAGCCCAAGGCCAGAGCCUUGGCCGUUCCAUCUCUUCCACUCGAAAUCCACUGCUCCCAUCUCCUCUUCCUGGGGAAGUCCACGUCUGCUGUGGUGUAGACCUGCUGGGAUGCCCUUCCAGUCUAGCUUGCCCGGGGUCACCUGCCCUCUCCCUGGAACAGGUCUUGGCUGAGGCUGUGGCCUUUGCAUCCUUAUUUCUCUUUAUUUCUUCUCAGCCAGAUUGCAAGUUCUUUAAACCAGGGACUUGACCUGCUUCCGAGGGUCUCCCGUGCCACCACCCAGCAAGGUGCUGGCACACAGCAAGCACUCAAUAAA